AUGGACUUCAAUGGACGUAGUGUCUCCGAGAUGAACGCUUUUUUCUCAGGACAAUACUGGAACCCUUCCUGCAGCUUGGAUAUGAACAGCAAUGAUGAUUACGCACUGGACACCAGCAAAGCUCAUCACAGGACGCGCUCUGACCCCAGUCGUCGCCGGAAGCGCACGACUUUCAGCAGGGCGCAGCUGAGCGAGCUGGAGAGGGCCUUCUCUGUCACACAGUACCCGGACAUUAAAAUGAAGGAAUCUCUUGCCUCAAUAACUGGGCUACCAGAGUCCAAAAUUCAGGUCUGGUUUCAAAAUCGACGCGCUCGCCAUUUCAAGAGCAAAAAACCGAACAAGGAGGUCCCCAAACCCUCCACAGACUACCCUCAUCCACACUUCUACAGUACCAUUCCCAGUCCUCCUUACCCCCAGUUGGUGCCUUGCUUCUCUCCUACAGCCAGUUUACCAUCACCACCAGGCUACCCUGCUCCAAGUUUACCCGAGUCUAGCAGGCUCUCAACCAUCCUGGAGAAUCAGGCAAUGUCCCUGCCUGCACCCAAGCCUUCAUCCCCAGUCUGUGCCGGCCAAGCUACAGCCUUCUCCCCGCUUUGUGUCACAGGAUUACCGCAAGAACAUUACAACCAAACCCCUGCCUUUAAUCACUGCCAUGAUGUGUUCACGGAAAGUGAACUCACUUCUUGGGCUCUGACGGAGGACUUUGAGGCUUUUCUUAGAGACGCACGGUUUGAACGUUAUCCAGUCAGACAGUCUGGGCCAAAGCAGAGUUUCCAGAGUCACCUGGAGCACCAAAGCGUCUCCAGUAAAAACGACGAGUCCAUGGAUGACCUAUCCGAUCUGUGCUUUCAGGACCUGGGCGACUUCAACUUUUUGAGUUCGGACAUUUCUGCGGCUAUGAUCGACUAUCUUCUGGGUUGAUCGAAAAAAGAGAAAACCGUUUUUUGGACAAGGUUUAGACAUUGUAAAAAAAAAAAAAAAAAAAAGCUUUAGCUAUUAGCCUAUUUAUUUAUUAUUGAGCAGAAUGC
This is a messenger RNA of Labrus mixtus (cuckoo wrasse), 1028 nucleotides long. Its product is annotated as cone-rod homeobox protein-like. The transcript has 3 exons. NCBI's taxonomy places the organism in Eukaryota, Metazoa, Chordata, Actinopteri, Labriformes, Labridae. The record is from RefSeq and is a predicted model, not a curated record. The coding region runs from base 1 to 921 and encodes 306 amino acids. Gene Ontology annotation, biological process: regulation of transcription by RNA polymerase II. Gene Ontology annotation, molecular function: DNA-binding transcription factor activity, RNA polymerase II-specific; RNA polymerase II transcription regulatory region sequence-specific DNA binding.